Messenger RNA from Bufo bufo (common toad), 528 nucleotides. RefSeq names its product gamma-crystallin 2-like. Bases 1 to 528 code for a protein of 175 amino acids. Gene Ontology annotation, biological process: visual perception; lens development in camera-type eye. Gene Ontology annotation, molecular function: structural constituent of eye lens. The record is from RefSeq and is a predicted model, not a curated record. The transcript has 3 exons. NCBI's taxonomy places the organism in Eukaryota, Metazoa, Chordata, Amphibia, Anura, Bufonidae.
AUGGGGGAGAUUGUUUUCUUUGAGGACAGAGACUUCCAGGGUCGCUCCUAUGAGUGCAUUUCAGACUCCUCUGAUUUACAUUCCCAUGUAGAUCAGUGCAACUCUAUCCGGGUAGAGAAUGGCUGCUGGAUGAUCUAUGAGUGUCCUAACUAUAUGGGAUAUCAGUAUUAUCUGAAGAAGGGGGAAUACCCUGAUUACCAGAGGUGGAUGGGUAUCAACAACUGCAUCAGGUCAUGUCGCAUGAUUUUGCCACAACAAGGAUCCCAGCAGAUAAAGAUCUAUGAGAAAGAAGACUUUAAGGGAAAAAUGGUGGAAUUAUCAAAUGACUGUCCCAAUGUCCAUGAGAGGUUUCAGUACAACAAUAUCCAUUCUUGCAAUGUAAUUCAGGGAAACUGGAUCUUUUAUGAAGAGCCCAAUUACGAAGGAAGGCAAUAUCUCCUGAAGCCUGGAGAAUACAGGAGGUUCAGUGACUGGGGCGCUGUGGAUGGCAGAGUUGGUUCUUUCAGGCCCAUCCUGGAUAUCUACUGA